AAAAUGGAGAAGAGUUUGAUUGUUGUAUUUUGCUGGAUCGCACUUGGUUUUCAAUACAAUGUUUCACGAGGUAAGAACUACCGCUGAAGUGUGCUUACGAGCAUAUAUCAUCAGGUAGCCGUAUUGGUGAAAGGUUGUAAUUUAAAACGAAUAUAGACGUGGCGGUAACUUGUCUGAUUGAAACUUAAUACUAAAUAGAAAAACAACCGAUCAUUAAGCAAUAAUACAUUACAAUAACGAUGUUCGAUUUUUAGCUGGAUUUCCUAUUUAAAGGCCUACUCUGGGACCUUAAGUCGCCGUAAUUUUAGGCGACUUAAGGCGAUUUAAGGCGACUUUAGGAAAAUUUGGUCAAAAUGUUGCGCGACUUAAGGCGAUUUAAGGCGACUUUAGGUGACUUAAGGAGAAAAAGGUGACAUUUAGGUGAGUUACAUGUCAGUGAAUAUGUUGCAGUUAAUUUUUAAUUUCAGUUAAUUUGUGGUUUUCCUUCGUUUUAAAUUCAUUAGCAUACAUAACCAUACCCAGAAACGAUGGAAAAAUAAAAAUUAACUGAAAGAAAAAUGAACUACAACAUAUACAAAAUCAAAAUCUGAUAACACUACCUCUCUAGGGACACAAUGUUGUAGCAUAAGUUAAUUCAGUCUUGAAGACAUCUACAUUAGUCUUCCAAAUUUUCAACAAUCUCAGCUACCUAAUAUUUUGAACAUUAAAUAUCAAGGUAGCUUGUGUUGCAGGUGUAUUCUAACUGUGGUUAGUAACAUUCGUGAAGCAGCUCUAAUAUCCUUGUUCUGGGCCCUGAUGCACUAAAUGAAUUACCAGCAUUUUGAGUUCCCCUUCAACAUGAUUGGCAAAUGGACAAUGGCAUUUUUAACAGUCCAGUCCUGGCAUGUUCUCUAAUCCUGAUACACACACAGGGGGCCCAGAACUAGGAUUUUGCCACUGUUUUGCAGAUGGACUUAACCCAGAGUUUAGUUCCAUCUGUGGCACAGGCUAAUAUCAAGGGUGUUGGUUUAGUAUUACAUUAGCAGAGACAAAAUCUGAGUUAGAAGCAACCAAAAGGGUAAAUUUUCUCUUGGUCUUUAAAUGCAUUAUUUCAUAAUAUAAGGGACAAAAAAUCAAUGGUUCCUGCAUUUCUUUUUCCAAAAAAUAAAACCAUAAAAGUAGAGUAUUUCAAUACAUCUCUGUAACAUACUGUGAGCUGGUUUGUAGCAAAAACUUUAUAUUGAAGUGUCUUUUUUUCAUAAUUUGACAACAAACAUUUAAGUAAUUAAUUUAAAACAUCUAAAAUCACUUAUCGAUAUCGCACAUUAUGGAAAUGACGAUCCCCAUUGUAUGUCUUGGCAGUUGCUCUGCCAAUGUUUGUCCCCACACGUUUGGCUAAGAGGAUGUUUUCCCAACUGAAUUCAAAACAAAAAGUUUGUACUUUUCGCCGUAUAUAUAUAUUGCUCCUUUCCUGUCUCAGUCAAACAAAACACUUCCAAAUACUUGCUUCGCUAGUGAACCGUACUCUCUUAUCCAUGGUCUCUCUGGAAACUUUCCAGUCGGGUUGAUUUCAUGAGUGCAUUUAUGCACCAGCAGAAACAACUAAGCUUAGCUUCAACCAACCUCGCUCGGUCUGUUCCACGCGGCAGCGUUUACGCUCUCAGCACAAAAGGAAGCAUUGUGCGUCAUGUUUAAACCGAUGGCAGUACCAAGUGUAAACGUUUCCAUAAUUAUGUCAGAAAUUUCCAUUUAAAAGGAGAUCUUUAAACGAAAACGCGAGGCACAACAUUUUAUCCGCCAUUUUGCUUCUCCCAGAAUUCCACUUCAGUCGCAAGCUAAUUUCCAUGGUUUCUCGGUCCCGCCCUCUCCCCGCCUCCAGACCAGUUAGUCACGUGAUCAAAACACACUACUUUCUGGGCGGCCAUAACGUGGAGGAAAGAACAGUAUUAUUUCGCUUUUCUACGUUCUUCAUCAAUAAUGGUCGAUUACAUCAAAUCGUUGGCAGGGAGCAAUCACGACAACAUAAACCAAGAGCAGUAUUACGCACCUUCGAUGUACAAAGCUUGAAUUUCUGUCUGGAAGGGAAGACCUAAAGAGACGACUGUAUACGUACAAGCUAAGCUAAGUGUUCAAGUUUAUAAGAGUGAUUGUGUUUCUGUCAAUGAUAGAUGGAUAUAAUUCGACGGUAAAUACAGAUCAGAGGUUGUGUGCUGGAGAAAAAACUUAUCAUUAGUUGCUCUUAAAAUCUGGGUCGAUAAUUUACAUGGACACUUCUUUCGAUUGACCUUUAGACUUGUAUUAACUACCAGAAAAUUUAGAUUAAUGUUGUGGCGGCAAUAAUAAUUUUUUUUUCUCCCUUCAACCUACCUGUAUUGAUCUUAGUUACUUGAAAUGUCUUUCAAUGUUGGACUCUCACAAAGCAGUAGAAAAGAGUUUUAACUAUAUUUUGUUCGGGGUGCAAAGAAAGUCAGCUUUACAGCUUGCCUAGCAUACACUAGCCUGAAAGCCAUUUUGACUAACCCCAAUUUUUUUAUGAAUGGGACUGAUUACAGUUCUUCUGUAAUCUGAAUUCCCUAAAAAACUUUACUUGCCAGCCAGGCAAGUUAAAAACGCAGUUCACUAGCCCAAUCCUAAAAUCCAGUACCCCAGGGCUAUUACCUGGACACUACUCUGUCUACUCUCUUUGCACACUGUUUAAUGUAAUUUAGCUAGAACUUGAACCUUUGAAUGCCUUUUUAAACAAUGUUUUUACUCAGGAACUGAUGAGACAAACCUCCCGGAUGAAAUUAAUAAAAUACCUGUACAAGUACUGGAUAAAGUUGUGUGCUAUAUGUUGUCAUUUUUGCAUAAACAAUACAGGAAUGAUUAUUCUUGUAUUGCUUACGACUAAUUAGUACGUGUAGUAAAUUGUGUAAAGUAAUUAUAUGUAUAAAUUAGAGGGCUGGAGAAGAAAUUGAUGGGUCUUAAGUCACCAUGGGAGUUUUUUUGUGGGGGGUGGGGUGGGUGUGUGGCUAAUAUUAUUGAACACGGGUUAUUACACACUUUAUGAGAAAUCAUGCAUUCUGGAAAUAGAAAACUAAAAAAGUAAUAACUACAAGACAAUUUGAACCUUGUUAAGAUUUGAAUGAUUUAGUGACUUAAGGAAACUAAAGGCGACUUUAGGCGACUUAAGGCGAUUUUAGGCGACUUAAGGCGAUUUUAAGCGACUUAAGGCGACUUUGGGCGACUUUAGGCCACUUUAGGUCCCAGAGUAGGCCUAUUUAAAAUAGCUCACGCACAGCGUUGUUCUUAGGUAACAUUCGGUUAUUUUGAACCAACUUCCAUCGAACACAGUCUGAUAUGAAAUGAAAACUCUCAACACCAGUGUAUUUAGAUUUAAAGUUGUUGAUCACAGAAAAACGUAGUUUAUAGGUCAAUGAGGUAUUUAAGUAAUUAAGGGAUAAAAAUGUAUUCCGUCAGUUCAUUGUCAUGACUUCAUGAAUCUUUGUUUGCAUAGUACAUAAGUGAGUGAAAACAAACAUUCCUUAGUGCCCAAAAGGUCCCAAAACCUCCCGUGUCAAGGAAAAACAGCUAAUGAACAAUUAUUAGUUUCAUUUUGUGAUCCCACGAUCAAAAUGCUGACAAUGCAGCAUUUUAAAAUUUUGACCAUUAGUUAAUUGACUUUGAAAGUGACUAGAAGCCCCUGUAGAAGUGCAUAAUUAAAGUAAGAUUCCAUCUUGUACACGUUAUGAAAUCGAAAAGUUGCCUAAAUUCAACGGUCACGCGAUUGUUCACAUCUACAAUAAUGUCGAUACUAGUGAACUUACGCAACAGGACGGGAGAGGAAAGAAGACGGCAAACCUUGUGUGACAACCGUGACAACAAAUUUGUCUGAAAAAACUUUUCGCCAACCAUCACUUUCCUUUAAACAGAUCUUUUUGUAAAAACCAGAAAACAGUAAUGCUGAGUGAAGAUCACGACAUAACAUGCAAGUUAUAGCCCUGUCACGUUUGUCACACACAGCUGUUUUGCCGUCCUCUUCUUCCUGCCGUCCUGUUGCGUAAACUCACUACUAUCAGCUCAGGCUAUUAAUAAUGAAAAGGGGAAAACUGAGAAACAGCGGUGCGUUGGAUUAGAUAUCAGGGUUAUGUUGUGGUUUUCAAUUUCGCGAUCCGGAAUCAAAACCCGGAACAUUUGCAGGGAAUUUUCCGUUAUUUGACGAGCGAAAAGACCGCAGAUAUUGGGGACUUCGAAGACUUUUGCGCGCUUUCCAAGUACAGCGGGGAAGUGGACCGGUGUAUUUUCCACCGAGGUGGACUGGGUACAAAAAUAGUUGAAUGAAAGUUGUCUUUAAACUCAUUCUAUGAAACAGUGUGUUAGUUCAAAUUUUGAUCUACAAUUUUAAACUGCAUUUACUCACAUUUAACCCUCUUCUACUAGCAUGUAGAAGUUCUCUUUUCCCUGAAAUGUUUUACACAAAAACACCACAAAUAUUUAUACCACUUGAAAAUCAUUGUAUGUGGUGACGUGUUACCUGGCGAAUAAAGUUUAAACUACUUACAUUAGCCUGUGUCUUCUACCUUUUUCAACAAGAGCGGGGAAUAUGAGCGGGUUAAUUAGCUUCAAUUAGAAGAAAAAGCUGACCUCGGGGUGCAGGGAAUUUUACAACUUUUCAGCAGUGAGCGCUUGUCGAAUGACCCCGCCAUAUCCCGGCCGGGGGAGGGGACUGCGGGGGUUUCCAUUGACAGUUGACAUUGACAGGUGAAUUAUCAUGCAGAUUUAUUUCAACGACAAUAAAAAUCUUAAGGAUUUCCAUCAAGUUAUGCUCAUCUUUUUUGCUAUUCAGGGUUCAUGAUUACGGAAUGUCUAGCGUGCUCCAACGGUAAACUAACCUUAUCGGGUGAUGAAACUUUGAGAGAUGUCGGGGUGACUUCAUCAUCAACUGGGUACUAUUGGAAAGUGAGAUACUCUCAAAAAGACAAAUGGACAGAUGUGAUUUACUGCACAAGUCUCCCGGUCUGUAAGAUGAUAAAACCAGUAUUACCAGAUGGAACAAAAGUGCGAGUUAGUGCUAAUGGUACUUUAAUAACUUUGGUACAUAGAGCUGGGGGUAACGCCGGUGACCGCGCCCAGUUCUUAUUUGAAGUUUGGCUAGAGAAUGGCGCCAGACGUCACAUCUUUAAAGUCAACUUUACAGCCAUUUGUGAGUGUUGCUAGUUGUUGUAAGAUAAAUAAAUAACUAAAUAAAAUAAAUAAAUAACGAUCUAGAGGUAGCACUUCUACUAAGUGGUUCUUGGUCUACCUAAUCCCUCGUGGUCUGAUUGGAAUUUGUGAAUGUUGGUUUUGAGGAAAGGGGAAAAUCGGAGUACCCGUUGAAAAACCUCUCGGAGCAAAGGAGAGAACCAACAACAAACUCAACCCAGAUAUCGAGACUUGUUCAAGAACAGUAAGCCAAGUGUCGAGCAUCACAUCUUUCGAGUCAAAUUUACUGUCAUCCGUGAGUAUCCAUCAAUAUUUUUACUAGAAUAGGUUAGGCAACCUCAAGAGCCCAGAUGGGCUAAUCAAAAUCUUUAAUUCCUUUUCGGUAGAAAUCAAAACUUGUCACUCGAAUAUUCACACUGUACGUACAUGAAAACGAAAGAUGAAAUUAUCCACCAAACUUCUCGAAGGAAGACUAAGUGUGUUUUAAGGACAUUUUAAAUUGGGCAUUAUCUUUCUGUUUCUCUCUUCAUGUAGGCAUUCAUACGUGGAUAGCAGGAAAAGCUAACUUGACCAAGUUUUUGUCGGACAAGCUGCCAUGGGAUCAAGUGAUUGACAUGGAGUUCACAGACGCAAAUGCCAAUAAAAUUGCGUACUGUAAUACAAAACGAUGUGAAAUAACGGUGAACAAGAAUGGGAAUGAUCCCUCCAUAAACUGGACAAACCGUUUUGAUGUGAAGGGUGGAGCGUUAGUGCUGACUGACAUUCAAAAAGCUGACAAUGGCCGAGAGAUAAGAGUUGAAGUUCAGAGUGGGUCAGCUUUGGGGAAAGUUCAUUUUGAGAAAAUAUGGAUUCUCGUCAAUAUAUUCUCAGGUAAUUAUACUUUCGUCUUGCAUCGGGUCUAAGUCAGGGGCACCCAACGAUGGUCUCCUUUUACAUUCAUUGAAAACACUUUUUAGGCUACCCAGAUUACCUUUAGAUCUCUAGAAAGGCAUUCUAGGCAGCGCUAUAAAAUUUUUAUCUGUUCGGUUAUCCUAGGGCAUUUUGAGUCUGUUCGAAAUUAUUAGGGCUCCAGUAUUGUUUUCCCGAAAAUUUUAGAUGCAAUUUAACGUUUUACGAAAGUGAGAAUAUUCCUAAUUCCUCUCUCCAUCGCAUCUUUUAAUUAGAAAAUUUUAAGUUUCCUUUUUACUACGAAAAAUUGCCUGGCCUGUGGAGCAAAAUGUGAAAAAUUAAACUUCAAAAAUCGUAGGACAUUUAUUACACAAGCUUCGAAAAAUUGUACAUGAAUGGAACAGUCAUCUGGAAAUUUUAAGCCGUCCCCAAGUAAUAGAAAAUUCUAGGCAAUAUUUGCUUCUCCCAACAGAUAUUUUACAGAAAACAGUAGUUAGGAGCCGCUGUUGAGCUUGAAGAGCCAUCGGUCAUGUGCGGUUGCGCUGGAGACUGGGCCGAUGUUGCGUUGAAUUAUGGGAUUGUAUUUUAAGGGCAAUUUUGACCCAGCAAAAGACAGAGUACAGUACAUAAGUUAAGUAGAAAGUGUAAAACCAGACUGUGUUAUUGAAAUUGAAUAGGAUGAUCUCCUCAUUUGCUUAUAAUUUUGAAGAACUAGGGAAAGCAUCGCUCUAUACAAUCGUGUAAGUCAAAAGAGAGGUCAAACAAUUUUUAUGGUUUCAAAUUAAACAAAGCGUGUCACGUUUUUAGGUAGAGAAUUCCAAAUUGUUUUCAAAUCAAAAACGCCAAUUUUAAUUUAGUGAAUACAUCUGCAAUGUUUGAAUUUCUUUUAUAAUUUAUUUCAGGAAUAUCACACGCCGGUGAAAGUCAUACUGCGACAGUUGCAUCCAGUGUGUCAACAACCAACACUGUCUGGCCAUCUAGUACUGUCCAACAAUCAAAUGGAGUCUUGCUAUUCAGUAGUGUCCAACCAGUAACCAGUGUCUCGCCGUCAAAUUUGACCUAUUUUCUGGAACGUACUAGGUACCCCACAAAAAGCUCCGCCUUAACAACAGCUUCUAGAAAAGUUUGGAUUGUGGUUACUUCUGUCAUCACUUGCAUCUUUGUAUUUGUUUGA
This is a messenger RNA of Porites evermanni, 7222 nucleotides long. NCBI's taxonomy places the organism in Eukaryota, Metazoa, Cnidaria, Anthozoa, Scleractinia, Poritidae. The record is from the annotation of a GenBank genome assembly.